Molecule: messenger RNA, 681 nt
Organism: Manis pentadactyla (Chinese pangolin)
Lineage: Eukaryota; Metazoa; Chordata; Mammalia; Pholidota; Manidae
Gene: ATP6V1E2
Product: ATPase H+ transporting V1 subunit E2
Exons: 1
Biological process (GO): proton transmembrane transport
Cellular component (GO): proton-transporting two-sector ATPase complex, catalytic domain
Molecular function (GO): proton-transporting ATPase activity, rotational mechanism
Source: RefSeq, a predicted model, not a curated record
AUGGCCUUGAAUGAUGUUGAUGUGCCGAAGCAGGUUAAGCACAUGAUGGCUUUCAUUGAGCAGGAAGCCAAUGAGAAGGCAGAAGAAAUAGAUGCCAAAGCUGAGGAAGAGUUCAACAUUGAGAAAGGAUGCCUUGUGAAAAUGCAACAACUAAAGAUUAUGGAAUAUUAUGAGAAGAAGGAGAAACAAAUAGAGCAGCAGAAGGAAAUUCAUAUGUCUACCAUGAGGAAUCAGGCAAGGCUGAAAGUUCUGAGAGCCCGAGAUGACCUCAUCUCAGAGUUACUGAACGAUCUAAAACUGAGACUCAGCAGGACUGUGGUGGACCCAACAGUCUACUGGGGGCUGCUGGAUAAACUCGUGCUCCAAGGUCUGCUCUGAUUGCUGGAGCCCAUGGCGAUUGUAUGCUGCAGGCCACAGGACCUCCUCCUGGUAGAGGCUGCAGUGCAAAAAGCCAUCCCUGAAUAUGUAACAGUCUCCCAAAAAUGUGUGGAAGUUCAAGUUGAUCAAGAGGUGCACCUGGCUACAAACGCAGCUGGAGGUGUGGAGGUCUACAGUGGUGAUCAGAGAAUAAAGGUUUCUAAUACCUUAGAAAGUCGACUGGAUCUCUUAGCGCAGCAAAAGAUGCCAGAAAUAUGAAAAGCCUUGUUUGGAGCCAAUGCCAACAGAAAGUUUUUUAUAUAA